ACCAUCUUUGUUAACUAUUGUCGUCGUCGAGCUCGUAUAGAAAGGCCCCGGGCACCAUGGCAUCUAGCAUGCUAGGCAUGUCUAUCAUGCGCUCUGUCAGAGCCUCGUCAUCAAAAUGCUCGAGACAAGUUCGGUAUGCAACGACCGCCAUGAGGAUGCCAGCCAUGUCACCUACAAUGACCGAAGGAGGUAUCACCAGCUGGAAGAAGGAAGAAGGAGAGACGUUCGCAGCAGGUGACGUCUUGUUGGAGGUGGAAACGGACAAAGCUACAAUUGACGUCGAAGCCCAGGAUGAUGGUGUCAUGGGAAAGAUUCUGGUCCAAGCUGGCUCUAACAAGAUUCCCGUCGGACAGAUUAUCGCUAUGCUUGCAGAGGAAGGCGAUGACCUGUCGAGUAUAAAAGUCCCCUCAGAGCUUGGACCCGACUCAGGUUCGAGCAAAGCCGAGGGCUCUAGUUCCGGACCCAAGCAGGAUUCAAAAGCUUCGAAACCUGAGCAGAAUAAAGCAGAAGGAGGAAAGAAGGAAGCUGCCCCUCAGAAGACACAAGAUUCGACAAAUAAACAUUCAGAUGGACAUAAAACGAUUCAACAUUCCAAGCCACUCUUCCCAUCUGUCAUGAGAUUACUGCAAGAAUCUUCCCUCUCCCCUAGCGAGAUCUCCAAGCUGAAAGGAACGGGAAAGAAUGGCAUGUUGACGAAAGGAGACGUCUUGCUGGCUCUUGGGAAAAUCAAGAGCGCCUUCGGAUCAGCGGAGAAGCUGUCGACGGAUAUCAUGGGACCGAGUGGAAAGCGCAAAUCAGAGGCCGGUUCAAGCAGUACGACUGCUGCCAAAAAGGAGGAACCUCUGGAUGGUCCAUCCUUACGCCGUUUGAUUGUCGCCGGCAUGUCGAAGGCGACCCUUCCAGCAAAAGCUAUCGACCAACAUGUGUCUACGAAUCUUCCUCUAUCCCUUGACGCCGAAUUUGACGCCCUUCUUGCCCCGUAUCACUCGCUCUUACCUCCGCCUCAACCUCAGAUCCCAAUCCCAAGCCGAGAACAAUUGGUAGACGUACAGAGUAUAGGGCAGAGUUCGAAGCGCGACGAAUGGGCAGGAUUGAUGUAGGAGGUUGUUAGGCUUCGAUAUAGAUGUGCAAUGCAGCGGAGACUCCGCGAUAGAAUGCAAUGCAAUGCAUGGUCAUUGUCUCCAGG
Messenger RNA from Kockovaella imperatae, 1186 nucleotides. RefSeq lists its product as hypothetical. Gene Ontology annotation, molecular function: dihydrolipoyllysine-residue acetyltransferase activity. Gene Ontology annotation, biological process: pyruvate decarboxylation to acetyl-CoA. NCBI's taxonomy places the organism in Eukaryota, Fungi, Basidiomycota, Tremellomycetes, Tremellales, Cuniculitremaceae. The record is from RefSeq and is a predicted model, not a curated record. The transcript is spliced from 7 exons. Gene Ontology annotation, cellular component: pyruvate dehydrogenase complex. Bases 57 to 1100 code for a protein of 347 amino acids.